Molecule: messenger RNA, 3001 nt
Organism: Delphinapterus leucas (beluga whale)
Lineage: Eukaryota; Metazoa; Chordata; Mammalia; Artiodactyla; Monodontidae
Gene: HHAT
Product: hedgehog acyltransferase
Biological process (GO): protein palmitoylation
Cellular component (GO): endoplasmic reticulum
Molecular function (GO): palmitoyltransferase activity
Source: RefSeq, a predicted model, not a curated record
UACCUCCUUUCGCGUACAAAACGUACGUGGGGACCACUGGGGCUGGACUUCAGAAACUCUCAGCGUGGGCCACGGGACCCUUUGUCACAAGGAGCAAUGCUGCCCCGAUGGGAACUGUCUUUUUACCUGUUUGCUUCCCUAGGCUUCCACUUCUAUUCUUUCUAUGAAGUUUACAAAGUCUCCAGAGAACAUGAAGAGGAACUGGACCAAGAAUUUGACCUGGACACUGACACUUUAUUUGGAGGAUUAAAGAAGGACCCAACUGACUUUGAGUGGAGCUUCUGGAUGGAGUGGGGCAAGCAGCGGCUGGUGUGGCUUCUCCUUGGCCACAUGGGUGUGUCUCAAGUAGCCAACCUGCUUGCAAGGAAGCACAAACCCUGGAUCCUCACAGCCUAUGGGAUGUGGGCCUGCUGGUGUGUGCUGGGGACCCAAGGCACAGCCAUGGUUCUUAUUCACACCACCAUCUCCUUCUGUGUUGCCCAGUUCCGGUCGCUGUUCCUGUCAUGGCUCUGUUCUCUCUUCCUGCUCUCUACACUGAGGCUUCAAGAUGUGGAGGAAGUUAUGAGAGGGUGGUACCAGACGGAAAAUGAGUACUACUUGCUGCAGUUCACGCUGACCGUUCGCUGCCUGUACUACACCAGCUCCAGCCUGGAGCUCUGCUGGCAGCAGCCGCCGGCUGAGCGCCCCUUCUGCUCCUUUCCCUGGAUGGUGGCCUAUGUCUUCUACUACCCAGUCUUCCACAACGGGCCCAUCCUCAGCUUCCCGGAGUUCAUCGCACAGAUGCAGCGGCAGGAGCAGGGCUCGCCCAAGGCCAGCCUUUCCAUCCUUGCCCGGGGGCUGGGCCGCCUCCUCUCCUGUUGGUGGCUGGCGGAGCUGAUGAUUCAUUUUAUGUACAUGCACGCCAUCUACAGCAGCACCUCCCUCCUGAGGGCCGUCUCAUGUUGGACCUUAGGAGGACUGGCGUUGGCCCAAGUGCUCUUCUUCUAUGUGAAGUACUUGGUGCUCUUUGGUGUCCCAGCUCUGCUCAUGCGCCUGGAUGGACUCACGCCACCGCCCCUCCCUCGCUGUGUGAGCACCAUGUUCAGUUUCACGGGGAUGUGGAGGUAUUUUGACGUUGGACUGCAUGAUUUCUUAGUUAGGUAUGUGUACAUUCCAGCGGGCGGGUCCCAGCACGGCCUGCUAGGGACACUGUUUUCCACUGCAAUGACGUUUGCGUUUGUGAGCUUCUGGCAUGGUGGGAAUGACUACCUCUGGUGCUGGGCAACACUCAACUGGCUGGGAGUCACCGUGGAGAACGGAGUCCAGAGGCUUGUGCAGGCGCCACGUGUCCAGGACAGCUUGGCCCAGUUCCUCUCCCCACAAGCUCGCCGUCGACUCCAUGCUGCCCUGGCAUCUUGUUCCACCUCCAUGCUGAUCCUGUCCAACCUGGUGUUUCUUGGGGGCAAUCAAGUCGGGAAAAUCUACUGGAAUAGGAUCUUCAUACAAGGCUGGCCGUGUGUGACCCUCUCUGUCCUGGGAUUCCUGUACUGCUACUCCCACGUGGGCAUUGCCUGGGCCCAGACAUACUCCGUGAACUAAUGGCGCUGGGCCCCGGUCAGCCCUUUUGGCUGGCUUCCAAGACAAAUAGUGCUUCACCCUGACCUUGCACCUCAAGGUAACCUCCAGGGGAGCAGUGCCUGAUCUGCUCAUCUUUUGUCGAACUUACCUCACUCCAAGACUGGAAGCUUGAGCUCUCAUAACUUUGGGAACUUAGAGAUCAUCUUCCCAGCCUUCCUGUUGAGUAAGCUGGGGUCCAAAGCAGUAAAGUGUCUUGCCUAGCUGCACAUGGUGACGUGAUCCAGAAUCCAGUCCCAAGGGCCCUUUAGGUUCUUUCUCCUUUACCAAGAAUGAAAUGUAAUAGACAUUUCUUGACUGAGGCAUAGAAAUUCUCAUUAGUGAUAGGCCUGUCCUCCCCUGGGCGGUAUUUCUGAAACAUGUUGGGUCAGUGGCAUUCGAGUGUCCCCUUCCCCAUGUCCUGCAGUGUAGUCUGUAGAACCAGCCCUGGGUUCAGCUUCACACUUCAGCUCCUCAGCAGGGAGGUGACAAAGCCACAAAGCCAGGGAGGUGUUUCUAAUUACCGGGUCAGAGAAGACUGAAUGUGUUCUGUGGCAUUGCAAGGAGUCAGUACCCAAGGAGAGCUGUUACUUGAGCUGAUCUACAUUUGGCUGCUUCUUGCCUAGAUUUGCAGAGAAGUAUGAACAUGGCAGUCCCUCUACCUGACAGUUAACUCUUUCCCAAUAAAGAAGCAGAAUUUAAAAACCAAGGAAUAGUGUAUCACAGACAGGUGCUAUCAGGCAAGUCAUAGAGGGUAAAGAUGACUUCCUGUGGUCUCUCCUCUCUUCACACAAGUCUCAGCAGUCAUCUUCCCACUGAGCGGUUUACACGCUGUGGUUUACCUUGUUUUGUUUUGUUUCCAAUAAAAUGGAGCCUUUUCUAUCACAUAGAUAAUUCAUAUUUUUGUAAAAUUGUUUUGAAUAUUUUUUGAGGAAAAUGUUUAAAAUCAAAACACACGUACCUAAUUCUGAAUUAUUCACUCUCCUGGAAAGAUGCUGACAGGCCACUAAUGGCCCCAAGUGGUAGAUAAUUCAGAAUACUUCUGUGUGGCUUUGGAUUUUUUUCUUCUGAGGGGGCAAGAGGGUAAGUGAAGCAGUUUCAAAAUUUGAAUCCAGAGUGUACCCAAUUAUGGGAGAAUAGAACAUCUCAAGCACAUGAAUUAAUCGUCAUUGAGUGAAAGGUGCACCUGGACCUGGUCUGGGCCCCGCUGUCUCCCGUUAGUCAUUUGCUGUUGUCCUUGUGUCCGGGCUGUGGUUAUUAGCUCAACGAGGUUUAAACUCCUGGUGCAGGACCAUUUUGCCGACGUGCUUUCUUCCUAGCCACUCUGCUCGGAAGAGAGUUGGGAGGGGACCAGCCAUGGAUGCCAGGGAGGGGCACACACCGUGUUAGCUGCAGCAAAGGACAGAGG